Cuscuta europaea is the source of this 3397-nucleotide messenger RNA. Lineage: Eukaryota; Viridiplantae; Streptophyta; Magnoliopsida; Solanales; Convolvulaceae. The record is from the annotation of a GenBank genome assembly.
CGCACCUAAAAUCUCCAAAUCCCUAAUUCCGUAGCAGGCUUCGUUCGCUCCCUCUUUCCCUUUCCCCCCAAAUAAUUUUGGCUAAAUCUUUAAUUUUUAUUCCAACGCCCCUUAAACUCACUCGAAAAUUUUUGUGAAAGCCAAAAUCCUUCUCGUAUGGCCUUUCACGUAGCUUGCCCAAUUACCUGGUACAGUAACAUCCUCGCUCAUUUCAUAUUUUCCCCUCCCCUUAUCUCCCUCUAUAAUGCUCUCCCUCUAAAUCUCCAUACACGCGUUUUGCUUACAUUAUUUCACGCUGUUGAGUGUGUUUGUCAUGUGCGCAGCCGGAAGAUCUGCUACUGCUCGCUCGGGUUUCCGAGGGGGUUGUGGAGCGACAAGCGGAAAGAUGAGUUCUUGCAGGAUGUGGCCCGGGUUGAGGAGUUUCUCAAGGACCCUUGGCUGCUUAGGGCUAGAGAGAGUGCCACAAUCCAGGUCAAGGUCCCCAGGCUCCCCGUCGCUCCCCCCUCUCAGCACCAUGUUGCAGGGGAUGCUUCCGCCGCUGGUGGGGAUGCGGAGGAGGCCGCUGCCGCCAUGCUGUCGGCGCAGACCAAGCGGGCCUCCUUGCAGAAGAAAGCUGCGGCUGCAUCCUCGAUGGCUGAGGAUUAUGCAAGGCGUUUUGAGUCUGGCAAUUUACUGGACUCUGCUAAAGAUACUGCUUCAGGAGAUUUGGUUCAAUCAAAUGCCAAAGUAAUGUGUAGACUUUGCUUUCGCGGUGAAUGGGAAAAGAAAACACUGUCAUGCAAAACAUGUGGCAAGAAGUAUCAUCAGAGCUGCUUGAAAGUUUGGGCUCAGCAUAGAGAUCUUUUUCACUGGAAUACAUGGACAUGCCCUUCAUGCCGGACUUGUGAGGCAUGUCGGCGAACUGGAGAUCCAAAUAAGUUCAUGUUUUGCAAAAGAUGUGAUGCAGCGUAUCAUUGCUACUGCAUGCACCCUCCACACAAGAAUGUUAGCAGUGGACCUUAUUUGUGCCCAAAGCACACAAAAUGUCACAGCUGUAGCUCUUCUGUUCCUGGGAAUGGCCUAAGUGUAAGAUGGUUUCUGGGGUACACUUGCUGUGAUGCUUGCGGAAGAUUGUUCGUGAAGGGAAACUAUUGCCCAGUAUGUUUAAAGGUCUAUAGAGAUUCUGAAUCAACACCUAUGGUCUGUUGUGAUAUUUGCCAGCGCUGGGUGCACUGCCAAUGUGAUGGCAUCAGUGAUGAGAAAUAUCUGCAGUUUCAAGUAGAUGGAAAUCUCCAGUACGCAUGUCCAACAUGCCGUGGGGAUUGUUACCAGGUCAGGAAUCUUGAGGAAGCUGUUCAGGAACUUUGGAGGAGGAAAGAUGAAGCUGACAAGGAAGUGAUUGCAAGUUUGAGGGCAGCUGCUGGCUUGCCGAUUCAGGAAGAAAUAUUUUCUAUAACACCUUUUUCCGAUGAUGACAGCCCUGUUGUAUCCAAGAAUGAAUUUGGCCGUUCUUUGAAAUUCUCUCUCAAAGGUCUAUCUGAAAAGUCUCCCGCAAAGAGCAAAGAAUAUGGGAAAAAAUCUUCAAAUAAGAAGUAUGGUAAGAAUAAAGGGCAUAAAAUAUCUUCAGCAGGUCAAUUAGAAGCACAUCUGGGCUUUGAAGGCCGUAGUAGUGAUGCUCCAUCUGUUGGAUGUAGUACUGGUGAUGUCAAUGAGGAAGAGAAGAAGACUUACAGAGGCGGAGAUCCCAAUUCAUGUCCUAUUGCUGAAAGCCUGACCGAGGGGUUAUGUCCUAUUAAUAAGGCAGGGGCUGUAAAACACGAACUUAUUGAUAUGGUCACUACAAAGAAUGGGAACAAGGCAUCUCUUGAGGUAAAGGGAAACAAGCAUCAUAAUGCGAGUGAUGAAGAUGUUGGUGCUCAUAGGAGCAUGUCUAAGACCUCCAAAGGACCAAAGCUUGUUAUACAUUUGGGUGCAUGGAAUAAAAAUCUAACUGGCUCUCCUAUGUCUGAUGUUUCAAGUUGUCAAAGAGAUCAAUAUUUGACUAAUUCAAAUGGUAGUGAUGAUAUGAGUCAAAAGAAAAUAAAUGACUUUACAGAAAGGAGUGAAAUUGCAGCUACAGGUGGAAAAGGACAUAGAGCAGAUCAUAUUAGCCAAACACAAGGUCAAAGAGUUGGGGGGAAAGACGGUCCCUUCAUAAAGAUAAAAAAACCUAGAACUGAAAUCGCAGACAGGACUACGACAAUCAAAAGUGGACAAAAGUCUAAAGACGGGUCAUCAGCUUUGACACUGAAUGCAUCUAUGGGAAAAAGAGGCGAUGAGGCUGGCAUUACUGCUGCCAGAACUAUGAACCAGCAGGUUCCCGCUAGUAGUCGGAGCAACAAAGCAUCACUUAUGAGACAAGCAGGAGCUGAAGCUGGCCUCCUUGAUGAUGUGCAUGCCAGUGAUAGAAAUAAGACACCUGUUGGUUAUUCGAUGCAGAAGGACCCUAAACGACUGUUAAAACUCAAAUUCAAGAACCCAUACCCUGAUGGUCAGAAUGCUUGGACAUCUACAGAGGAGGAAAAAGGCGUGAUCAAGGGCCAAAGAUCAAAACGGAAGAGACCGUCACCUUUUGGGGAGAAAUCGUCAGCCACUGCUGAUUCACGGCGGUAUGAAGAUAGUUCAUUGGAUGAGAUGAUGGAUGCUAAUUGGAUAUUGCAGAAGUUGGGAAAAGAUGCUGUUGGAAAAAGAGUAGAAGUUCAUUACCAAUCUGAUAAUACAUGGCAUAGAGGAAAAGUUACCGAAUUCUUUGAAGGGACGUCAGUUGUAGCUGUUACUCUUGAUGAUGGAGAUACCCAGAAUGUAGAACUAGGAAAACAAGGAAUUCGAUUUGUCCCACAAAAACAAAAGCGGUAAUUUUACAUUGGAUAUUCCAUGUACAUUAGAUGAUUUGUGGAUGUUGGGGUGGUUCAUUCGCACGAGGUGAUGAUGAGAUUCAAGACAACGCACCUAUUUCAGUUUGUUGGCACGUCAUUUCCUCUUGGUGCUCUUUGCUUUUGGAGCCACUUGAACCCUCCAAUCCUUGCAUAGCUUAACCAAUAAUCACAGCCAAAUCAGACAUUGCCAUCGUCAUUAUCAUGUCAUAGAUAAGAGAGCCAAUUGCAACUAUAUCUUUUGAAGUCAUUGAUCAUUUUUUUUACGUUUCUUUACAUUUAGUUUUUCCUGUGUAGUAAGGAUGAGAAUGCAUAUUUUGGCCACUUUUUUCUUCGGGUGUUCAAACUCUAGCUUAGACUGUAAAUUCAUGUAGCAAUGAGAGCCAUCGCGAUUCUCUGUUUAUGUAAUACCGCUAUGUGCUUUGCAGGUAUUAUGUAGUUUCAUUUCAUAAGCCUUGGUGGACAUUAAUUUCAAUGCUAUAAAAAUUUACUUCAAGUUUUGAAAA